This is a messenger RNA of Macadamia integrifolia, 2632 nucleotides long. Its product is annotated as protein SHORT-ROOT. NCBI's taxonomy places the organism in Eukaryota, Viridiplantae, Streptophyta, Magnoliopsida, Proteales, Proteaceae. Gene Ontology annotation, cellular component: nucleus. The record is from RefSeq and is a predicted model, not a curated record. The transcript has a single exon. Gene Ontology annotation, molecular function: DNA-binding transcription factor activity; sequence-specific DNA binding. The coding region runs from base 172 to 1980 and encodes 602 amino acids. Gene Ontology annotation, biological process: leaf development; negative regulation of mitotic cell cycle; regulation of DNA-templated transcription.
AAAACUAACUUUUAAGAGCACCACUACAAGAAUCCCACCUCAAAGAUCCUCCUUUAGUCGAACAAUAUCAUCGUCUUUUCAUUCCCACUAUUAAAAACACAACACCAGCCAGCUAAGGGAAAAAGAAAAACCAGAAAGACAGACUAGACCCAUCUCUCUCUUUCUCUGUCUAUGUUCUUCUCCCUUUUGAUCUCCAACACCAACCAAAAGAAAGUCUCAAUUCAUACCAAGGUUUCUUCCAGCGUUUUAUUUAUUGAUCAUGUGGGUCGUCUCUGGUUAAAUGCAUGGAUGGAUACCUUGUUUAGGCUAGUUAGUUUUCAAUCCUCCGACCAGUCUUUCAACUCUGCUACUACUACUAGAACCUCCACCAGUUCCAGAUCUUCUAGAUAUACCAACAACAACAACAACAACUACUUCAACAGUCAUUAUCACUACCAUCACCACCAACCAGGAGGUGGAGAAGAAGAAGAAGAAGAGGAAGAAGAGGAAGAAUGCUGCAACAACAACUUUUACAUGGAUGACGACGACUUCUCUUCUUCCUCUUCCAAGCACUUCUUCCCUUAUCAUCAUCAACAACAACAACAACAGCAACAGAACCCGCACCCAACCACCACUGCCACGCCAACCACAACCACCACUACCGCCUCUAGUAGCCAUGCUGGGGCCUUGGAGCCCAGCAGCGCAGGGGAGUUCGGCUUCUCCCCAGCACCAGACCUCAACCUGCAGGGGUUUGCGUCAGACAAGUGGGCGACCAACCUGCUCAUGGAGACGGCCAGAGCCAUUGCCGACAAGAACAGCGGCCGCGUACAACAGCUGAUGUGGAUGUUGAACGAGCUGAGCUCACCCUACGGUGACACCGACCAAAAGCUUGCCUCCUACUUUCUCCAGGCUCUUUUCUGCCGCAUGACUGACUCCGGGGAGCGCUGCUAUCGUACUCUCACGUCCGCCUCGGACAAGACCUGCUCCUUCGAGUCCACCAGGAAGAUGGUGCUCAAGUUCCAGGAGGUGAGCCCAUGGACCACCUUCGGCCACGUCGCCUGCAACGGUGCAAUCCUGGAGGCUCUGGAAGGCGAGUCCAAGCUCCACAUCGUCGACAUCAGCAACACAUACUGCACCCAGUGGCCCACCCUGCUGGAGGCUCUGGCCACCCGCACUGACGAGACCCCACACCUUCGACUCACCACCGUCGUCGCCAACAAGUCAGCCACCGCUUCUGGAGGAGGAGGAGGAGGAGGAGGAGGAACCUCUGGUUCUUCUGCUGCAGCGGCGCAGAAAGUGAUGAAGGAGAUAGGAAACCGAAUGGAGAAGUUCGCGAGGCUGAUGGGGGUGCCCUUCAAAUUCAACACGGUUCACCACACGGGAGACCUAUCGGAGAUGGACCUUGUGGCUGAGUUGGACCUCAGAGACGAUGAGGCUCUUGCCAUCAACUGCGUGGGCACCUUACACACUGUGGGGGCGGUGGAGAACCGCAGGGAUGCCGUGCUGGCGGCGUUCCGGAGGCUGAGACCGAAGAUCGUAACGGUGGUAGAGGAGGAGGCCGAGCUGGACAGCGUUGGAAUUGGAAUGGAGGAGGAGGGGGGUUUUGACUUCUUCAGGGGAUUCCAGGAGUGCGUGAGGUGGUUCAGGGUGUACCUGGAGUCACUGGACGAAUCGUUCCCGAGGACCAGCAACGAGCGGCUGAUGCUGGAGCGUGGCGCUGGGCGUGCCCUGGUGGACCUCCUGGCCUGCCCACCAGCCCAAUCCAGCGAGAGUCGCGAGUCGGGGGCCCGCUGGUCCCGUCGGCUGAGGGAGAUCGGGUUCAACCCGGUCCCCUUCAGCGAUGACGUGUUGGAUGACGUGCGUGCGCUGCUCCGGCGGUACAGAGAGGGCGUGUGGUCCAUGACGACUACAAGCACACCGGCCUUUUCCGACGCCGGCAUAUUCCUGGCCUGGAAAGACCAGCCGGUCGUGUGGGCUAGCGCCUGGAGGCCUUUUUCGUAGCAAUACUUUUACAGUUGAUGCCUUCCUCCCCAGUUUCGAGUUUGGAUCGUCAGUGUACGUAGGGCUUUCGAUCCUCCUGCUGGCUUGUUAAGUCUUGUUAGCUGCGUGAUGAUCAUGGGCCUCAGCCUCCCACCGGCUCCAGAAGUGAGAUCCCGAUUAGUGACAAUGUAGGACCCUCUCCAGUCUCCACCCAGCUCGAAGGAACAGCGAGCCAAGGACGACGUCCUACCCUACAGAGUGGACAAGCAGUAUCACCGUGGCCCUGACGGCCAUGGGGACUGCACUCGACGUACUCAAUUAGAGUUUGGAUGGGAGAGGGGAGGGAGAGCUUUGUACUUUACACGUGCAUGCAUGAAAUAACCAUCAUGCAUCUUUCAACUCAACUUUCUUUCUCUCCGGGUAUGUACUAGUACGUGGUACAAUCUAAUGGCGGUUUGCGAUUGCAGGAAUCGAAAGAAAUUGAAGAUGUAGGGGUAACGGCGAUUGCCCGAUUGUGUUUUUUCUUUUUUCUUUUUUCUUUUUUUUCUUUUUUUUUCUUUUUUAAAUGGUAGGGGUGGGGAAGAAGGAUAGGAGGGGUUGAUUGAUUAAUUUGCUUGAAAUUCAUGAAUACAACUGAAGCAAAGCAAUACAUUCACAUCCACAUUGUUUUCAA